Messenger RNA from Vicia villosa (hairy vetch), 1362 nucleotides. RefSeq lists its product as uncharacterized. NCBI's taxonomy places the organism in Eukaryota, Viridiplantae, Streptophyta, Magnoliopsida, Fabales, Fabaceae. The record is from RefSeq and is a predicted model, not a curated record. The transcript has a single exon. Bases 1 to 1362 code for a protein of 453 amino acids.
AUGCGCAAAGGAGCCUUGACUUGGUACAAGAGUCUCCCCGACGAAUCCAUUACGUCGUGGAAAGUACUCGGAAAAUUUUUCUCCAGGCACUUCACGGCCUCCCGCAGACAUCCGAAGUCGGAAGCCUCCCUGGAAGCCAUCAUCCAGGGGAAAGACGAAUCAUUCAGGGCCUACAUAGAAAGGUUCAACAAAGAGGCCAUGCAGGUGUCCGCAAUAGCCCACAUGAAGAAGUUGUUGCUCGAACGAGGCCUCCGGCCACAUUCAGAUUUCGCCAAAGCCGUCGGAAUUGAUACGCCGGCCAUUUUGGACAAAUUUUUCCUCAAAGCCCAGGCGUAUAUACAAUAUGAGGAAAAAGAGGCCGCUCACGCAGUCCGCAACUCCAAACAGGAAGAAAACUCCAAAAGCUCCCAACAAGACGAUUCCCGCCGGGGAUCCAACAAGAAAAAAGAAGAUAAAAGUCGAGAUCCUAAGGACUGCAAGGCCCCAGCAGGAAAAUUCCGAGAAUACACCCCGUUGAAUGCAUCCAGGGAACGCAUCCUAAACGAAUGCGCAAACGACGGAUUCCAAACGGGCAAGGUUCGCUUCCCAAAAUCCGUGUCCGCACGGCCAAACGCGGACAAAUCGAAGUUCUGCCGCUUCCACAAGGGCCACGAGCACAACACCGAGGACUGCAUCCACCUGAAGGACGCAAUAGAGGUCCUAAUCGGAGAGAGGCACCUGAAACAAUACGCUAAGAAACAAGAGGCGGCCAAGGAAGCCAAGUCAGUCGUCGAGGAAAAACCAGCAGAGGAUACGUCAGCCAUACAGGUAGCCAUGAGUAUCACCAGACCAGAGGACUUUUACCUCCCUGACUGGGCUAGAAUGUCUUCCCUCCUCUCUCCUCACAGCCCAUGGGAGUUCUUCCUGUCCGCCAUGGUUAUCUCCGGGGGAGGAUUCAGCAAACUCAUCGUCGGAUCUGUAAAACGGAAGUUCGACGAGCUAAUUUUAGCGAAUUCAAGUAAAGCCGCUACCCUCGACCUCGCUAAGGGAAGCUCCUUCCCCAUAGCUUUUUACCGGGAAGAACUGUCGGGUGGUGCUCCCAACGCAACCAUCCCUCUCCUCAUCCGGGCUCGAAUGACCAACUUCGACGUACGCCGCAUUAUGGUCGAUCAAGGGAGCUCAGUGGAUAUUAUGUACACCCAGCUAUUUAAAACGUUGCAACUGGAUGACCGCCAUCUCACCCCCUACGUAGGCUCCGACCUACAGGGCUUUAAUGGCACUGUGACGAAACUGUGGGAUUCGUCGAACUUACCGUCUCGGUUGGGUCAGCAGAAACCGCAAGGGUCGUCAAAGUUUCAUUUUCAAAAAUUAAAUUUUUACUAG